UCGAGUCCGAUUACAAAUGUUCAUGGUGUUCACCGUGUUGGCAUGAUACGCAAGGUACAGCCCAAGUCUCUGCCUGCAUUGUGUUGUCGAUGUCAUAAAUAAUAAAUAUCUGUGGCAGGAAAAGACUGGUACUGUAGCAAAGAAUGAGCAAUGAGAGGUAAAUUAAAUAUCCCUAAGCUUGGUGCUGUACUUGGAGCAUUUUUUGGAUCUUGGUAUCUGAUGCACCAGUCCUGGCUUCAAUACUCUGAAGAAAAAGAAAAAAAAUUAUUAGAGGUUGCAAAGCAAGAAAUUUAUGAGAAGUAUCCAGAACUGCGUCCAUAUGUUAACCUAGAUAAGGAUGACUUUGCUGAAUAUAAGGAAAAAUAUGCACAGAAGCUAGAAAGGAAAGACUGAUAACAUAAUAUGUUAAAUUAUUUAUUAGCCAUAAUUUAAAGGACACUAUAUAUCACAUUUACUAAUUGAUGAUGCAAAAACCUACUCGAACUAGAAUCGUGAAAUCACCCAAACAGUUCUUAGGAAUUUUGUUAGGUACAGUGUUUUUAAGGAAAGCUUUGGAGAAAUAUAGACUUCAUACUAUUCGCAUGGACAUGCCCUCUACAGGGUUAGAGAGAUAUGAAAUGAGGAAAGCUAAACUCGAGGAAAGGAAGAGACGUGAACAAAGUCAAUUUAUUCGGGUCAGUCAGACAGAGGAAACAUAAUAACAUUGAAGCACUGCAAGAAUGAGUGGAAGAAAAAGUGUAAAAGAGGAGAGCAAAGUUCAUCAUGGUGAACUCAAAGACAUUCUAGAAGGAAUAAGACUGUUAAAAAACAUUGUCCAGACUAGCAGGGGUCCAUAUGGUAAGGUCAAGGUCAUACAGAAUGCUUCUGGUGGACAUGUGACCUUGACCUCAUCAUCUGGGAGACUUUUACCUUUGUUGUCUAUAUCCAAGCCACUUCUUAAGCUCUUGGUAACAUCAGCUGAAGGUCAUCUUCAAAAAUUCAGUGAUGGUGGAUUGUCUCUGAUGGCAUGGUGCCUGAACAUUGUGGAAUCAGCUGAGAAUUCUGUAGUUAAUAACAGAUGCUUGAUAGAACUGAAUGAUGAACUAAUGGAACUGGCUUUGAGUGUGUUGAAUUCUGACAGUUUUCCUGGAAAAGUGAAUCUUUCCUUGUCUAAUACUGUUCAGAUAUUAUCAUUAGUGAAAACAAUUCUGUCCUCUAAACCUCUUUGUAAAUUGUCAGAUGAAUGUUUAAAGCACAUAGCAUCUUUGAUUGUUGAAUGUUUUUUGUCCUCUGUGAAAGAAGAUCAUAAGAAUGCUAAUUGUAUCAUGAUUUUGACCUCUGAGGGUUUAUCAGUGGAUCAGUCUAAAUAUGUACCAGGAAUUUUAUUGUUGUACCCAGAAAUUUCUUCUUCUAACAUAAAGACCCUUCAUUUUAACAUGAUACAAGAUAGAAGAAUCUUAGUUGCCUUGGUGACAGCAUCCAUGUCAGGUGACAGUGAAGAGGUCAUUCAGGGUCAAUAUCAUCAGAAUGCUGAAGUAAAUGCACAACAAACAGUAAUAGAAUAUAUUAAAACAUUUUGUAAUGGCAUAAUUGGUCAUAAAGUAGGAGUGAUUAUGUGUCAAAGGGUCAUCCAUCCGAAGAUAAAAUCACACCUAAGAGAGAAGGGAAUAUUUUUAAUUGAGCGAAUGGGAGCAAGGAUUUCCAGCUUUGUUCAGGAUUUGACAGGUGCAAUCCCUAUAGACUCAUUCUCCUGUGACCCAAAGAAGAAUCUUGGUUGGUUGGAUGCAAUAGAUCAUGUCAUUCUGAACAAGAAGAGUUACCUCCACUUACAGAGAGCAGACAGAGGAGUUAACUCCCUUUUAUUGUAUGGUAUGGAGGAGGAGAUAGUAUCAGAGCUCAAGUUGGUGUGUGAGACAGCAUUGAGUAGCUUACAGAAUAUUCUACAGUAUCUCAUACUUCUCUGUGGUGGAGGAUGCUGGGAAACAAGUCUAGCCUUCAGUAUCAAACAAAAGAUGGAAGAAAAGAGAUCCUCAGUUCUUGAGAACACUAUGUGUACCUCAUCAGCAUUAUCAGCAGCCUGUGAAAUCUUUUGUAAUAGCUUGUUACAGGUUGCCAAAUCAUCUGGGCACCCUGGGGUUAUGAUGAUGACUUCCUUUCCUACCUUUCAUUGCUGGAGAGUUCCACUUGAUAGUGAUGAACACUGUAACCUUGACAAUCUGACAUGUUCAUGUGGGAUGGUGACUGAGCAAAUGGAUAACUUGAUGUCUGUGAAUGAUGUGAAGAUUGAUUCACACUCCUCGAUAAAAGAUGCAGUUUUGAAAAAUGACAUAAGUAAUCUUCAACAAAUUUCACAGACUAAAUCUUGUAUUGUAGAUUCCUAUAUUUCAAAUGUCAGUGCUUUAAGAAAUGCUGUAUCUACAGCCAACAUGAUAUUGAAUGUUGGAAAUUGUUUGCAGGAUAUUAAUUGAACUUGCGGGUUAAUAGUAAUUGCUGUAUGAUUGACAUUUGUAAAUUUACAUGUACGUUCUAUUAUAAAAGUGUAUGUGUAAUAAAAUUUCAAAGCUUUUCAA
This is a messenger RNA of Saccostrea echinata, 2549 nucleotides long. Its product is annotated as molecular chaperone MKKS-like. The transcript has 6 exons. The coding region runs from base 720 to 2447 and encodes 575 amino acids. The record is from RefSeq and is a predicted model, not a curated record. Gene Ontology annotation, biological process: chaperone-mediated protein complex assembly; protein folding; developmental process. Gene Ontology annotation, molecular function: ATP binding. Gene Ontology annotation, cellular component: kinociliary basal body; nucleus; cytoplasm. Lineage: Eukaryota; Metazoa; Mollusca; Bivalvia; Ostreida; Ostreidae.